GUGAUAAUCUUUGUAUGUUUUGUGUUGCGCAGUCUUGCCGUAGUGUGUUUGAGCACGUGUAUUGUUUAUUGACGAAAUUGAAAAUAUUCACAGAAAAUGCAGGAAUCUAUUAAAAUGGAGGUUGACGAUAGCGUAGUGAAGGACGAAAAUAUUGAUGCUCCAGAAAUCAGUUACGAGGAAAAGCUACAAUUUGUGAAUGCCAUUUCCAAACCUAUGGCAUCAAAGAAGCUAACCAAAAAGAUUUACAAAUGUAUAAAGAAAGCGUCUAAACAUAAAACUUACUUGCGCAACGGUUUAAAAGACGUCCAGAAACAUCUUCGUAAAGGUGAAACAGGGUUGGUUGUCUUUGCUGGAGAUGUCUAUCCCAUAGAUAUUAUGUGCCACUUACCGAUUGUGUGUGAAGACAAAAAUAUUCCCUAUUGUUUUACUCCAUCAAGAAUGGAUAUUGGUGGGGCAAUGGGCAUGAAGCGUGGUAGUCUUAUGGUGCUCAUAAAGGAACAUCCCGACUACAAGGAACUUUAUGACGAAAUUAAACUUGUGAUGAAAACUCUUUCUGCGCCUCUAUAAUUUUUGCAUCUAGACUAAACUUGUAUAUUAUAUGCUUGUAUAAUUUUGUAUAUUGUAUUCAAAUUAUACAAUAUAUAAAUUAGUUUUUAAUUAAUUACUUUUAAUCAAUAAUGUGUAUGACAAAUGAAAAUCAUACAAAGCAAACAUUUUAUCGAUUAAAUUAGGAUCUAGUUUGUAUAAAUUAUCUCUAUUUUUCAUUAAACCAUUUUACAUACACA
Molecule: messenger RNA, 785 nt
Organism: Solenopsis invicta (red fire ant)
Lineage: Eukaryota; Metazoa; Arthropoda; Insecta; Hymenoptera; Formicidae
Gene: NHP2
Product: H/ACA ribonucleoprotein complex subunit 2-like protein
Exons: 3
Coding region: 97-567 (156 amino acids)
Biological process (GO): snRNA pseudouridine synthesis; rRNA pseudouridine synthesis
Cellular component (GO): box H/ACA snoRNP complex
Molecular function (GO): box H/ACA snoRNA binding
Source: RefSeq, a predicted model, not a curated record